AUGCCUCCAAAAGCUGCUACUACUACUAAAGCUGAAGGAAAAUUCAAGCCUGAUACUUUUGGCCUGACUAUGGUUGCCUUAGUCAAGACUCAGCAGUUCUAUUGGUUCUUGGGCCAUGUGUUUGUUCUCGUUGCUUUUUUCUUGCAUAAUAUCACUUCGUUCUUUUCAAAGACUUUGUUCUAUUACAAGAUUACAUUAUUAUCAGUUUUAUUUACUUAUACUAUUGUUUUGCGUCAAGUUCACUUCAAAACGUUCGCGUCAUUGAAGGCACCAAACUUGAGAGCAAAUUUGAUUAAGGAUGAAAACUUCCAUUACUUCGUCUUAGCCUUGGUAUUCUUUUUGACAAGCAGUAGAUUAGGUGCUUUGUCGGGUUCGAUUUAUUCAUUCACAAUAUUCUCGUUAUUUCAUUCAUUGACGUACUUUCAAAAUAACAUCUUAUCUUCUUUGCCUAUUAGCCUUUCUAGUCAACAAGCAUUGAACUCCAAGAUCAAUAAUUUUACUUCAUCAUACAAUGAAACAGCUUUGAUGAUUGCAUCGCAAUCUGAAUUGUUAUUGUUAACUAGCUUUGUGUUCACGAUCCCAAUGACACCAAUAAAUUUGUUAAGAUCUCCAAUCAAUGCAAUUCUUAAUGUUAUCGUCUUUGGAGUGGUAGUUACCUUUAUCAAGUUGAGAUAUGACCAAAAUAAGUAUACUCAACAUGUGGUCAGCUCUUGGGACCUUAAAAUCAGUCAACUUUUACACAGUCCACAGGCAUCUAUGAUUCCUCAAUCUAUUAAAGAUGCUUAUCAGAUCCAGUUUAAAGGACUUCUCAGUCAAUACUUGGGCCCAAUUUCAUCGACCAAUAUCAUUAGAGCAAUUGGAGCAAAAGAUACUUCAUCGAGGAAGCAAAAAUAA
This is a messenger RNA of Dujonia railenensis, 894 nucleotides long. The record is from the annotation of a GenBank genome assembly. Lineage: Eukaryota; Fungi; Ascomycota; Pichiomycetes; Serinales; Debaryomycetaceae.